UCAUCCAAUCACACAAGGAUAAAAGGUUGCGUCUUACAUCAUAACCUAAACCUCCACUUUCUUCUCUGCAUGCCUUGUAUUAAAGAAAGAAAAAAAUCAUCUCUGUUAGAGGUCUUUACGAACCCCCCCUUGCCAUAAGUAGAGUCGAUUCUACCUCCUGAAAACCAAGCUUCCAGUUUGCCUGGAUUGAAAAUAUGGGUUUGAUUAUUUAUCUUGAUACUGUUUUAGUCCCUUUGAGUCUCUUCAUCAUGGUGGGUUACCAUGUUUAUCUAUGGCAGUGUUUCAAGAACAAACCGUCUCAAACCACCAUCGGGAUUGAUUCAUUACGGAGGAAAAGUUGGUUUCUUGAAGUGAAAGAGGGUGAUGAUAAGAAAAGCAUGUUAGCAGUACAGAGCUUGAGAAACGCUCAGAUGACAACAAUAUUCACGGCUUCAAUAGCAAUUCUUGUAAACUUAUCACUGGCAGCUUUAACUAACAACUCUUAUAACGCUGGCCAUCUCUUGAGCAGUGCAGUUUUUGGGUCACAAUCAGGGAAACUUUCUGUUCUGAAAUUCGGGUCAGCAUCAUUUUUCCUUCUGGCUAGCUUCUUAUGCAGUUCUAUAGGACUUGGAUUCAUGAUAGAUUCCAAUUUCUUGAUAAAUAUUGCUUCUUACGAGUUCUCAUCAUGGCCAGCAUAUACACAAACGAUAUUUGAAAGAGGGUUCUUCCUUGCUCUUAUAGGGAAUAGAGUUCUCUGCAUCACUUUUCCUUUGUUGUUAUGGCUGCUUGGUCCUCUGCCUGUUGGCUUGUCCUCUGUUGCACUUGUUUGGGGUUUGUAUGAGUUUGAUUUUCAUGGCAAGUCUGUGACUAGCAGCAGCAACAACGCGACUGCCCUAAGAUGAACAAAUUUCAUAUUAUUUAACUUCAUUGCAAAACUGAAAGACUGAAUAUUGUAUGCAUGUAUGAAUUACACACGAAGAAGUUGCUUUAGUUUAAAAAAAAGAAAAGAAAAAAAAAAAAGUUGCUUCAGUUCAA
Molecule: messenger RNA, 1014 nt
Organism: Ricinus communis (castor bean)
Lineage: Eukaryota; Viridiplantae; Streptophyta; Magnoliopsida; Malpighiales; Euphorbiaceae
Exons: 2
Coding region: 195-881 (228 amino acids)
Source: RefSeq, a predicted model, not a curated record